GCUUCCGGCGUGUCGCCGAGGAGGGAGUGAGGGAGCGGUAAGAUGGCGGCGGCGGCGGUGCUGGAGUUCCAGCGCGCCCAGUCCCUGCUCUCCACCGACCGCGAGGCCUCCAUCGGCAUCCUGCACUCCAUAGUGAAACGUGACGUCCAGGAGAAUGAUGAAGAGGCGGUGCAAGUCAAGGAGCAGAGCAUCCUGGAGCUGGGCUCGCUUUUGGCCAAGACUGGGCAGGCAGAAGAGCUGGGAGGACUCCUGAAGUAUGUUCGACCCUUCUUGAACUCCAUCAGCAAAGCAAAGGCCGCCCGCUUAGUCCGAUCCCUGCUCGAUCUGUUCCUUGAUAUGGAGGCAGCAACAGGACAGGAGGUUGACCUGUGUUUAGAGUGUAUUGAAUGGGCCAAAUCAGAGAAGAGGACUUUCCUACGCCAGGCUCUGGAGGCGAGGCUGGUCUCUUUGUACUUCGAUACCAAGAGGUACCAAGAAGCACUGCAACUAGGCUCCCAGCUUCUUCGGGAAUUGAAGAAGAUGGAUGACAAGGCAUUGCUGGUGGAAGUGCAGCUGCUAGAAAGUAAGACUUACCAUGCCCUGAGCAAUCUGCCAAAAGCAAGAGCAGCCUUAACCUCUGCACGGACCACAGCCAACGCAAUCUACUGUCCCCCCAAGCUGCAAGCAGCGUUAGACAUGCAGUCAGGUAUUAUCCAUGCAGCAGAAGAGAAGGACUGGAAAACAGCUUAUUCGUAUUUUUAUGAGGCGUUUGAGGGAUAUGAUUCAAUUGACAACCCAAAAGCCAUCACUGCGCUCAAAUACAUGUUGCUGUGCAAAAUCAUGCUGAACAUCCCAGAAGAUGUGCAAGCAUUAGUGAGUGGGAAGCUUGCUCUGCGGUAUGCAGGAAGACAGACAGAAGCACUAAAAUGUGUGGCACAGGCCAGCAAGAACCGAUCGCUGGCUGAUUUUGAAAAGGCUCUGACAGACUAUAAGGUGGAGCUCAGGGACGACCCCAUCAUUAACACUCACUUGGCUAAGCUCUACGAUAACUUAUUGGAACAGAACCUGAUCAGAGUCAUCGAACCCUUCUCCAGAGUACAGAUUGAACACAUAUCCAGCCUCAUCAAGCUCUCAAAGGCUGAGGUAGAAAGGAAACUGUCACAGAUGAUCUUGGACAAGAAAUUUCAUGGCAUCCUUGACCAAGGCGAGGGAGUCCUCAUCAUCUUCGACGAACCCCCUGUAGACAAAACGUACGAAGCUGCCCUCGAGACUAUUCAGAACAUGAGUAAAGUAGUGGAUUCGCUCUACAACAAAGCCAAGAAGCUAACAUAGAGCUGAAUUUGCUGUCAUGUGGAGCGUGUGUGUGACAGGAGAGUGAAACCUUGGGGAAAAUGUUAGGAGACUUUAUUAUUAUUUUUUUUUUUCCUUUUUUUCUUUAUUUUUUCUUUUUCUUUUUCUCUUUGUUCUACUUUUCGCUCGGAAAGUUUUUAAACUUCCUCAUCCAGUGCAUCCUGUAUCCAUACGAUGCGUGUUCCAGUUUCCAUGUAAUCUUUACUGGCCGAACUUUGUAUCCGGGGGGGGAAUAUUGUUUAAACAAAGAGGGUAUUCUAAAUAAAAGGAAAAAGGCUUACACUACCUAAACAUGUGCUUUCCACUUCCUGAGGGAUGGCAGAGAGUUAAGCAGGGACAAAGUUUUGUUACCAGUAGGUGCCCAAAACAAGUUUGUUUCAUCUCUCCCUCUGCUCUCAAAGCUGAGACUUGCAGUGUGUAACAGCCAAGUUGAUUCCAUUUGUACUGAACCAAAAGAGACCCAAAAUGUACAGACUGGUGGUGUUUGGUUUUGGAUCCUCAAGGCCUCAGAUCCCCUCGAAAGCAGCUCCCCAGUGAUGUUCCCAACGGCUUCAGUGCCCGAGGACCGCGCUGCGGAGCUGCCCCAGCCCCAGCCCCCCCAGCGCCGGGGCCGGGUUGUGCUGCAGGGAGCAGCGCUCCUCCCCGAGGCCUGGUUUGCAUGCUCCUGUUUAGACUAGACUAGAGUGUCCGUGUUUAUCCCCCCCACACACCUGCACUGGUAGGAAGAGCAGGAGAGCAGCGUUCCCAAGGCUUCACCUCCCUUCACCGGCGCCAUCAGCCUCCCAUUGACCUCUGCUGCCGUUGGGGUUCCUUUAUUUUCCCAACAGCCGAUGGGAGACAGCUUGGAAUGUGCCAGUGCAGCGCCCAUGGGGAGCCAGGGUCGGUAGGUGGGGUGGAGCAGGGCGUGCUGCAGUAUGUGUCACUGUCUGGUGAGGUUCGAGCUGGGUUCAAUGCCAUGUGGGCAGUGUAAGCUUCCACGGCUCUGUCCUGCUCAUCUCCAUCUCCCUCCCUCUGUCUCUCUUUCCGUCUCCACGUUUUUCUUACAAGCCCCCUAUUUUGUACAAGGGUUCUGUUAUGGCAGGAGCUAUUUUGCCUUCGCUCACUCUUUAGACUGGCUGAUUCUUUUCCUGCUUUUCUGUUCACAUUUUAACCUCUCCAACAUCUGAUUUUAUGAUUUUAUUCUUUUGUUUCAUUUCCAUCUCAUCCCGUCGGUCGCUGUUUGGGUUUUUGGCACCAUCAAUAUCAAAUGUACAAACGGUUCUUGCUAACCAGCACCAGGUAUAUCUGAUGUUCAGAUGAGUUCCAAUAAAAUAAGUUUUUUUUCAAA
This is a messenger RNA of Strigops habroptila (Kakapo), 2656 nucleotides long. RefSeq names its product proteasome 26S subunit, non-ATPase 11 (gene PSMD11). Gene Ontology annotation, molecular function: structural molecule activity; protein binding. The record is from RefSeq and is a predicted model, not a curated record. Lineage: Eukaryota; Metazoa; Chordata; Aves; Psittaciformes; Psittacidae. The coding region runs from base 43 to 1311 and encodes 422 amino acids. Gene Ontology annotation, biological process: ubiquitin-dependent protein catabolic process. The transcript has 14 exons. Gene Ontology annotation, cellular component: proteasome regulatory particle, lid subcomplex.